CACAGGAAGGUAGUCGAUGGCCUGACAUCUUCAGGCUGAGACCCACAAUUCUGCGAAUUGGCGUAUGGUGAGACAUAACGUACACUAUGGGGACUCGAGCUUCCAUUCAACUUCAAGAAAAUGAACUCAAUGAAAUACAGAAUGAAACAGGGUUUUCACAUAAUCAGAUAGUACGUCUCUACAGUCGCUUCACAAGUCUAGACAAGAGCAGCAAUGGAGUUCUAAGUCGUGAAGACUUUCUUCGCAUUCCAGAACUUGCCAUUAAUCCGCUUGGGGACCGGAUAGUACAUGCAUUUUUCCAGGAAAGCAAUGAUGAAACAGUGAAUUUCAGGCAGUUUAUGAGAGUGUUGGCAAGGUUUAGACCAACAAAGACCAAUCAGACUAAAAACAAAUUGAACACGAGGGAAGAAAAACUGAAGUUUGCUUUCAAGAUGUAUGACCUUGAUGGAGAUGACAAGAUAUCACGAGAUGAACUUCUGGCUGUACUUCACAUGAUGGUUGGUGACAAUAUCACAGAGGAACAGCUGGGCAGUAUAGCUGACAAGACUAUCAGUGAAGCUGACAGGGAUGGAGACAACCAGAUUUCAUUUGAAGAAUUUGUUACGGCAAUGGAACGAAUGGAUGUAGAACAGAAGAUGAGUAUACGUUUCCUGCAUUGAUCUGAAUAGAGUACUACCCCAUCAGAGCCAUAGAGAGUGCAAAAGCUUGGAACUGUGGAACAGAUGCCAAAUGUGUGCAAUCAUUAGCAUGAUUUCUUGCCUGUGUUGGCUUCAGCAGAAAGUUGGUUAGACUUGUACAAGUCCCAUUAAUAUUACAUUUGUUUUGUGACAUUUUACUCAUUAUUUUGUAGAUGAACACAUAACUAUACUGUGAUUAUGAAAUUGUUUUUGUCAAAACCAUGAGUAAUUUUGGAUAUUUGGCUCUGCUUUGUAAAGGAUUGUUCAUGUGACAUAUGGGAUGUUUUAUGUUAAAUUAUUAUAGAAUAUGUUCAUUUCUUCAGUUUGUUGCUACAAGGUUCAGUUUAUUGUUGGCGUGUAAUGGAGUAUGUUGAUAGGUUGACUGUUAUUUUCUUUUAAGAGACAAUAAGCUUGUACAAAAAGUAAAUUAAAAACAAUAUGUCAUUUUGAAAAGCUGCAAGAGGUACAUUUAAUCGUUACUAUUUUAAGGGACAUACAUAUUAACAUAUUAAUCAAUACAUAUAUAACCAUCAAAUCAUAAUUAUUAUCUUUUUAUCUGAAUUAUGUAAACAUGUCAGGGUGUAAAAUUAUCCAUGAAAAUUAUUGAAGUGAUUUGAAUUCUAUAAAAUAAAAAUGUAUUUAUUUGUAGCCACACAUAUUUGGUGGCCAUGCAUGCAUAUCAUUCCUAACUCAUGCACCAAGAUUUGACACAUAUUAUUUAUCUUUGUUAAGGAAAUCCAAACCUCUGCUUUUUAUAUUUAUUAUUAUUAAUUGGUAUACUGUAUAGAUGUAUAUUUAUAUAUUAAUGCAGGGAGUAAAUUUCCAGCAAUAUUCAUACAUAUGAUAUACUGAUGCACCAGUUGGAAUAGUUCUAUGUACUUUAGAUUAUGUUGCAUGAAUCUGGUUUUAAACAAUUUUUAAAUUGAUUUCUCUUUUAACUUUUUAAAAAUAUUUCCCUCAUGCUAAACAGAAAUAAAAUUCUAAACUAUGCAUUUUAGUGACAGAAUAUAUGCUUACACUGAGACCAUUUGGCGAUAUGCGAAGCAAAAAUGGCAAUGAAAAAAGUGCAUAGCCAAUUUUAGGAAUAGUUAUUGAGUGUUAGUGUGCCUAUAUGGAGAGUUAUUAUAUUAGAGUGAUAUUUUCUUCUGUUAUACAUACAUUGAUGUUCUACAAAAUCUUAUAGAUACAUGGCUGUGGACAUCUAUAAUGUAGAUGGUCUCCAUAUCAUCCACAUCAUCAGCCUUAUAGUACUUUAUUUUAAGCAAUGGUUGCUAAUUGUAUGGUAAGUUUAAGGUCAGGGGUAUGGAUAUAAAAUACAAAACAUCAAUUUAUAUUGCCUUGUGUAUCCACCCAUGAAGAAUUAGGAUUUAAUAUAACAUUAUCAAUGUAGUAUGUAGAGAUCAAUCACAACAAAUAAAGAAGCCAGGUUCAUCUAUUUAUAUGUCAACAGGUUACUGUCUUAAAGAUGAUAUUCUGAUUAUUAUGAGCCAACAUGGUUAAUAUGAAAUAGACGCCAGCAAAAAAUACCUGGACCAAUACUUAAGAUCUUGUGUGAAAAAACUUUAGCCUCUAGACACUGCAGUGAUAUGUUAAACACCUGAAAAGAAUGCAGCCUGGAUACAACAUUAAUAAUGCAUAACACAUAAAGAGUGAAUAAACAAGUCACAACACCAGUGGUUAGUAGACCAUUUUAAGCUUUGACUUGAAUGGACUAAGGUCUCGAAAUGCUUGAGAAGGGAUGCCAAGGACAGCAUCACAGUCUCCAUCAACACGUCAGUUGUUGGUGAAACUUUGCUCCAUGAUGCUAAACUCUUCAGCAAUGACGCCAAAGACACAACACCUACUCCAUAUUUUGCAUCAUAAGCCCCUAGUAGCACCAGAGUGGAUUACAUACAGAAUUGAUGAUUAAACAUAGAGAGGAUGAAGAUAACCAUUAUUGAAUGAUAAAAUCUAUAUAAACGUUGUAUAUGUUGUUUAUUACUAAGGAACCAAGAGAGACUUAGAGCUACAUUUCUUUUAAAGAUGCCUAUUGUUGAAAUGUCACAGAAUUUAACAAUUUUAAUAGGUCUCUUCAUUCUUGGAAGUAAAAUUGCAAUUAAAUGUAUGUCUCAAAGAACCCUGAUGAGGAAAAAAUCAUUAAACAUAUAAAGAAAUUGAUGAACACCACACCUCCCCAGUUGUGGUUGAUCUCUACCUACCUUGUUCUCUAUCAAUCACCAUUCUUACAUGUGGGUAUUCAGACCAGGGGCUUAGGAAACAAGUGUCUUCCCCAGAAACACCUAUUGGCUGUAACAUCAUCUAUCUCCCACAUUUGAAAAUCAUAACUGAAUAACCAGUUUAAGGCACAUGAUAGAUGUACUUUGUAUAAUUUAUUUCUGUGAUGAAUAUUUGAAUACGUUCUAUUUUCUAUUUUAAUAGGACUUUGGUUAUUUGACUAAUACUUUAAAAUCUGAAUAAUUUAGCAGCCUCCAUACUUAAGGGUUAAUACCGAGUAACAUGUUUUCUACCAAUUAUGAAUAAAUAAAGUACUGUUGGUUGAGCAUCGUUAGGUUUAGCAGGAAGAUGGAUCUGCCAGAUUGUAUUUCAGGUCGCCAUAUCUAUGUGACAACGUCCCAUUAUCCAUUGGUUAUUUCCCAUCAUCACCAACAAUGUACAUGAUAUAGUAGAUGAUUUGGGACAAAACAUAGUUUACGAUAGUACACUGGAUGAAAGUUUCUAUAUAGGAUGAAUAUUUUUCACCACAGUAUUGUAUGAAAAUGUUAAUACAAUAUUGUAUACUGAACAGAUAUUUAAAUACUCAAUAAUGAAAAGAGGAUGGUUAUAAUGGGAAAUGUUCAGGACAAGUGAAUGUACGUAAGUGGUUGGUUGCUAAAUAGCUGUCCUGAUGAUAUGGAAUUCCAUUGAUUUUUGAAGAAAAUUUGAAUUUAAUUAUCUGUUGUACAAGAGAAGAUUGUGGUUUUGCAACUUGUGUGGAAAUGUAGGGACAUACUUGAAGGAUAUUGACAUAUUAUGUGUGUAAAGGUGCUAGGUUAACAAUGAAAUGAAAGACAUUUGUGAAGUAUCCAUACAAGCUGUAAGUGAGUUCCAGGUACCACAUUGAAUGUCUACCUAUCGUGGGAAUUCCCUGUAAGAUGAUUGUAAAAUAAUAGUUACUAUAAAUACACCAUAUGAAAUAUAAAACAUUGUACUUGCAUUUACAGAUAAUAAAUACAUUCUAUUUAA
Molecule: messenger RNA, 3899 nt
Organism: Ylistrum balloti
Lineage: Eukaryota; Metazoa; Mollusca; Bivalvia; Pectinida; Pectinidae
Product: calcineurin B homologous protein 1-like
Exons: 7
Coding region: 87-659 (190 amino acids)
Molecular function (GO): calcium ion binding
Source: RefSeq, a predicted model, not a curated record